AUCGCUAGCUUUACUUCUAAAAUUAUUUUGGCGGGUAAACCGUGUUGUCAGCAGAAGUAAACAAAAGCAGAAAACAUGGGGAUUCUUGGUUUAUCAAAAUUACUGGGUGAUUAUGCCCCAUCCGCCAUGAAAGAAAAUGAAUUCAAGAAUUAUUUUGGCCGAAAAGUAGCUGUCGAUGCAUCCAUGUGUAUAUACCAGUUCCUGAUUGCUGUAAGACAAGAUGGGAGCAACUUAAUGAGUGAAGAUGGAGAGACUACAAGUCAUUUGAUGGGAAUGUUCUACAGAACUAUCCGUAUGGUGGAGAAUGGUAUGAAACCAGUGUAUGUAUUUGAUGGUAAACCCCCAGAAAUGAAAUCAGGUGAGCUUGCCAAGCGAAAGGAAAGAAGAGAAGAGGCUCAGAAACAGCUGGAAAAAGCAGAAGAAGCAGGUGAUGAAGAGAACAUAGAAAAAUUUAAUAGAAGACUGGUAAAAGUUUCAAAGCAGCACAAUGAAGAAUGUAAAGAAUUGCUGAAGUUUAUGGGAAUUCCUUAUAUCAAUGCUCCAGGUGAAGCAGAGGCUCAAUGUGCUGCCCUGGUAAAAACGGGUAAAGUUUUCGCCACAGGGACGGAAGACAUGGAUGCCUUGACAUUUGGUACCACUGUUCUGUUGCGGAAUCUGACUGUUGCUGAAGCUAGGAAGUUACCAAUUAAAGAGUACUACUACAACAGAGUUUUAGAGGAGUUGGGGUUAAACAAAGAUGAGUUUAUUGAUCUGUGCAUUUUGCUGGGCUGUGAUUACUGCGAUUCUAUCAGAGGAAUUGGUCCAAAGAGAGCCAUUGAUCUAAUUAAACAACACAAAAAUAUUGAGGAAAUUCUGAAACAUCUCGACUCGAAGAAAUACACUGUUCCUGAAGACUGGAUGUUCAAAGAGGCCAGGAAAUUGUUUCAGGAACCAGAUGUAACAGACCCCGAAGAACUGGAGUUAAAAUGGUCAGAACCAGAUGAGGAGGGACUUAUUGACUUCAUGGUUAAUCAGAAAAAUUUCAGUGAAGACCGGAUCAGAAAUGGAAUAAAGAAAUUACAGAAAGCCAAACAGGGAACAACACAAGGAAGGCUAGAUUCGUUCUUCUCUAUUGUGUCCACAUCAACAACAAAGAGAAAGCAAGCUGAACAAAAAGGAUCUGCAAAAAAGAAAGCAAAAGGAGGUGGAUUCAAACGCCCCAAAUAAGAACGAGACUUCUGUGUUGUGAGUUUGACUGCGGGAUUUUUAACGUGGAUCAGUUCUUGAUUUUAUGGUUUUACAAAAUUAUAUACGAGUGAUAACUGUGGAAGAACUUACAGUGAUUGACAACAAGGCACCAUUAUCUAUACAUUUAGAACGAUGCUUCAGUGGAGUCGGGAGUAAAAUGAAACGCUGUGGAAAUAUAAUAUUUGACAAACGAGGCUGCUUAUAAUAUCAUGUUACUACUAGUACAUGUAAUGUAUAUCUCGGAUGUAGAGGAGUGCAAAAGUUUUUGUAUAAUAUGAAAGUUAUGAUAUUGUAAGAAAUGUGCAUACUAGGGAAACUUUGGUUGUUUUAACCAUUAGCUACAUGUACAUGUGAACUGAGAA
This is a messenger RNA of Ostrea edulis (European flat oyster), 1589 nucleotides long. RefSeq names its product flap endonuclease 1-like. Gene Ontology annotation, molecular function: manganese ion binding; DNA binding; RNA-DNA hybrid ribonuclease activity. The coding region runs from base 76 to 1206 and encodes 376 amino acids. The record is from RefSeq and is a predicted model, not a curated record. NCBI's taxonomy places the organism in Eukaryota, Metazoa, Mollusca, Bivalvia, Ostreida, Ostreidae. The transcript has 13 exons. Gene Ontology annotation, cellular component: nucleus.